This is a messenger RNA of Anopheles gambiae (African malaria mosquito), 928 nucleotides long. Its product is annotated as divalent-cation tolerance protein CutA. Gene Ontology annotation, molecular function: copper ion binding. The transcript is spliced from 2 exons. Gene Ontology annotation, biological process: response to metal ion. Bases 334 to 792 code for a protein of 152 amino acids. NCBI's taxonomy places the organism in Eukaryota, Metazoa, Arthropoda, Insecta, Diptera, Culicidae. The record is from RefSeq and is a predicted model, not a curated record.
AAACGGUCGAUCAGCGACUGUUGAGUUCGUGCCUUGCGCGAGAAGGAAAUUGUAGAGGAAAACGGCGUUCAAUUGCGAAGAAUUUGAUCAAAUUAAAUUAAUAACUCGUGUACAACAUCAAUGGAGUUUCUUUUCUAUGGCAUUUGAUACAAGUUUGCUUUAAAUUGAUUUGAUUUUUGCACCAUCAAACGUCUUAAGUCUGCUUGCAGUAGUGAACCAGGCAGUAUGUACGAUUUCUAACAGCACCAUCAAAACAACCGUACCACAGCAGAAGUAGGCCACCUUCGGUCGGUAUCACAGACCGGCGCACAGCUGUUUUCUGAUAAGGGUUCUAUGCUACGCCCGCUCGCUCUGCUACCAUCCUGCAUCCUUCGCCGAACGACAGUAAGCGUUUCCGCCCGGCGCAACACAAUGGCCACCGAUGGCAGCGGCACGGCCCCGGCGACGACCCCGACGGCGACCGACAACGAGUACUCGGUCGCGUUCGUGACCACGCCGGACAGUGCGGUGGCAACGAAGCUGGCCCGCCAGCUCGUCGAGCGGAAGCUGGUCGCGUGCGUCAACAUCAUCCCGGGGCUGACGUCGAUCUACUCGUGGGAGGACAAGAUUAACGAGGACCCGGAGGUGCUGAUGAUGCUCAAGACGCGCACCGACCGGGUCGAGGAGGUGAUACGGUUCGUGCGGGAAAGCCACCCGUACAGUGUGGCGGAGGUGAUCGCGAUGCCGAUAGCGGCUGGCAACCCACCGUACCUCGACUGGAUCGGCAAAACUGUCCCCAAGCGGGACGGGUAGCGCGGGUGCCAUAGGAAGCGAGCAGGUGAAGAAGUUUUUCCUUUUUCUUUCUUUUGCACAUGGGACGGGGAAUUGGGCGACGAGAAUUGAUAUUAUGGUAGAAUAUAGAACGGAGGGGGAAAUUUCUGUACUGUAA